AUGAAAAAACGCCAUACGAAUACCUUAGUACUUCGUAAGCCCCAUUACUUAGUACUUCGUAUCACCUUAGUACUUCGUAAGCCCCAUUACUCCUCCGGUCCCCUAUGGUCAUCCCUUCGGCGACCACCGAAUGAAAUAGCCACUAUGAAACUAAAGGUUCCUUCAUAUAUUACACCUGAUCUUCUACGAGGGCUGUCUGGGAUUACAAGCAUCGAGUUUGCUCAGUCUUUUGCAGCGGUAGCGGUUAUCACUCAUCUCCGAUCUUCUUUAUGCUUCGUAUCUUACAGGGAUCUUUGGCAUCUAAAUUUCAGCAGGCCUUGUGGCUUUCGCGUCCAACUUCUAACUCGUUCCAUAGGACUUCUCAAUGCUUUUGUCAGAUUCUUCAUAGAAUCGGUGGUCCAAGCACCAGUUUCUUGCACAUUCAUGGAGCGCGGUCCUGGUCGGAAGUCAUUCGGAAGUGGUUUCCUCAUACUACUGUUGGCAGUAGCUGCUAGUGGAGGUGCUGCAUACUAUUGGUAUUUCGAAAACGAAGAGAAAAAAGGAGGACAUGAGGCGGAUUUCUUGCUCAAAACAGUUACUGCACCUACAUCGAUAUCCAAGGUUCCUGAGCAAGCGGUAAGCCAGGAAAAAGACCCCAUAUCACAAAGAACACAGCAUGGAACCAUAGAAAAGAUGCUGAAGACAUCUUUACAGUCUGCUAUUGAAAAAGUACAUUCAGCAACAGAAGCAAAAUACAGAACAGUCGAUGUUAUAAAUGAACAUACGCGUGUAAUGAAACGAACAGUUGAUGAAGGCGAAAAGGGAGAUUGGACACAAGUGACAAGUGCACUCCAAAAAGUUGAAAAAGCUGCGAAUAAUGAUGCUAUGGAGGAGAAUGAUGCCAGGAAUUAUUUGGAUAGCGUCAGGAAGAUAAUCGAACAAGGAGAAGCAGCCGAACCUACUCGCAGUAAUCCUUUGCUACAAAAUGCUCGUGAAACUAUCCAUAAACUUGAUCGGCAACUUGAUGAAAUGAAUUUAAUAAUCAAAAAAACUCGUGAUGAAGGACGUAUUCUCAGUGAAUACAAAGAUUUGAUUGAUAAGAGUCGGAAACAGUUUGCAUCGGAGUUGAAAUCAGUUCUUCCUAAUGUUGAUAUUCACGCCCAAGAUUCUAAGUUAAACGAAGAAGAAUUGAAUGCAUUAAUUGCACAUGCACAUUUGAAAGUGGAUCAGUUAAGGAAACAGCUUGCCGAACAGCAAGUUCGCGAAAAACAAAAUAUUGCAUGCGCUUUAGAAGAACAAAAAAAAUCCCAAAGUAAACUAAACGAGGAGGAAGUAAAUCUAAAAGUGCAAGCACUACGUGAAGAAAUCCAGUUAGAAGCUGAGAAAAUGCUUUCCACGCAAAGACAACUUUGGGAAAUCGAACUGGAAGAAAAGUUACAAAGAGCAGCUGCUGCUCAUUCGGACCAUAUUGAAGAAGUUGUGCGUGUGCAAAGAAGUCUUUUUGAAAUUGAAGAGAAACAGAAGAUAGAAGGGGCGAUUAUCGAAGAGCGUUCUCAACUUAGCAAGGAGUUAGCAGCCGCACAGGGUAAACUAGAGGGGAUCGAAACUGCCUUAAAGUCACGAACUUCACAGGAUAUCGAAAAUCGCCGUGCUAAGCAAAUAUGGAUACUGUCCCAUAAUUUGAUCGAUUCCGUGAUACAUGGACGAAGAGGUGGUACUGAUGAUGAUGCACGCCGUAAACCACUGGCAGCUGAGCUUCAAAUGAUUCGAGAAGCUGACAGUAAUGAUGAAUUUGUGGCGUGUCUGGUUAAUGCACUUCCAGAUGAAACAAUAUAUAAUGGUGUAUAUACUGAAGAAGAUUUGAAGGCAAGAUUCAGUAAGCUAUAUAAAAUCUGUCGCCGAGUAGCCAAAAUGGAUGAAAACAAUGUUGGGGUAUUCCAGUAUGGUUUAUCAUGUUUGCAGAAUGCGAUGUCCUUCGAUCCUCCUGGGAAAUUUUCAAAAAUGGCAAAAUUUGAUCCGAUGACAUUGGAUUCAUAUGAAAUACUAUCAAGAGCAAAAAGUUUUGUCGCGGAAGGGGAUUUGAAUUCGGCGGUACGGAUUCUACAACUUUUGACGGGUCCAGCAAGAUUUAUAGCACGUGACUGGAUAAAUGAUGUACGAACACAUCUUGAAGCACGCUUCGUUGCUGAAUUGCUUGUUGCUCAUGCCGCUGUCAAUAAUUAUUCAUCUGUAUAUUGA
Molecule: messenger RNA, 2217 nt
Organism: Loa loa (African eye worm)
Lineage: Eukaryota; Metazoa; Nematoda; Chromadorea; Rhabditida; Onchocercidae
Product: mitofilin
Exons: 16
Coding region: 1-2217 (738 amino acids)
Biological process (GO): cristae formation
Cellular component (GO): MICOS complex
Source: RefSeq, a predicted model, not a curated record